Schistocerca cancellata (South American locust) is the source of this 2300-nucleotide messenger RNA. RefSeq lists its product as uncharacterized. Bases 1 to 741 code for a protein of 246 amino acids. The record is from RefSeq and is a predicted model, not a curated record. NCBI's taxonomy places the organism in Eukaryota, Metazoa, Arthropoda, Insecta, Orthoptera, Acrididae. The transcript has 3 exons.
AUGACGGUGGAUAACACGCCCGUACGCUCAGCAUUGCGAGAGGCCGACAAACGCCGUGACGUCAACGAGACGACGCCUGCGGACUACGAGGAAGUGCCAGCGGAGCGGGCACGCUUCGCCUGGAAGCUUAAAGCGGUGUGGCGCCCGGCCUGGAGGAGCAGUCUGCUGCGCGCCGGUCAUGGGGAACGCCAUGACGCCCAGGGAGGUGCACAACAUGCGAGUGCUCAUGAUCUGCACAGAAAUGGUGAGCCCGCCGUCUCGCGCCGCUAUAUGAUAUGCUGCAUAUGCGGCGUGCUGCUGACGCCGCUCCACGGCGAGUGCUGGCAGCGCUCCUCGACGGCGCUGCAGAUGGCCGCCUCCGGGGGCUACGGUCUCAUCGCAGUGGGCCGGCUGUUCGCUCUGCUCGGCGGGGACCUGCUGCCACUUGCCAUCGAGCGGCUGUACGUUUGGGCAGCGGCGAUGCUGUUCGCGGCGUGCGGCGGUGUGUCACUGGCGUCGGCGGCCACUGGGGACAGUGCGUGGGGCCCCACCGAUCCGUGGGAGACUCGCGAGGUGGCCCGCGCCGCACUCGCACUCCUCGUCACCAUAGUGCUGGUUGCCGACGCCAUCACGUGCCACUUGCCCGCGGGCAUCGUACUCGACGUCCCACCUCGCAUCAGCAGUGCGGGCGCUCCUGCUGCCGACGACUCGCCACCGCCCUACUCUGUUGUCAUUGCGCACGAGGCUGGUCUGCUGCCGUGAUACUGAAAAACCUGCUCAGGUUCAGCUGGUGAGACAAGCUGUGAAGUGAGGUCUUCCCGUCUGUUCGUGUCCACUUGUGUCGCCACCACAACUGUACUGACGCAUUAUCCUGUGGGCCUGAGGAUCAGCAAACUGGAACUUCAUAGUUAAUCAGGGCAAUAUCCGUGAAUACUGCCGACUCUCCACAAUGCAGUGAUGUUUGGAAAAUAAAAGUACAACGUCCCCUCUUGCAUCCCGACCACAAGAAUCCAUGAAUAUGCCACUGAACCAAAGUCCCAGGUGCUGUGUUGCGUCCUCAUCCAACAACAGUGAAGGUGUGGACAUGUCUGAUCUACCACCGGGUGAUCGUAUCGAUACGGGCAGUGUAGGGCAUGCUGUAGGCAGCUGCAGACGGCGACUCUAUUGCUCAAACCCUCUGGCGUCAAGCGGCCUAUCAUGUCUACUUCAAUGUACACAACUCCAAAGCUGUUCAGGAUACAUCGUACUAUAGCCCAGUGUGAACGACCUCUUUGUGUUGUGGAUUUUGUGUUGGAUUCCUCUUUGGACAGCUUGUACUCUGCUGUUGACCGACUUUGUUAUGAUUAUGGAACAAGGACUCGCAACUACUCCUGCAAAGCACAAAUAGUGAAUGUGACAUUUGCGUUCUCCAGCACUUAGGUGCUGUCGACAUGAACCCGAGCACCGCUCUCGUUUGUGGCGGAAAGUGUUUGUUUCUAUUGUGAGGGACACAAAAUACCCAAGAGAGUCUCAUGACUCCCUUUUUGGGAGCACAGAACUAUUAAAUUGUAUGUCACUGCAUGUAAAAUUGGUGGUUAUAAUGAUGAACUAUUGUGUACUGUAUCCAGUGCUUCUCAAAGCUCUCUCUCCCUCUCCCCGUCUGUUGGAUGGAGUAAAUAGAACAUCACGUGUUGUCCAUUCAGUAUUUUGGUAGUAUAUUUAGUGGAACGAAGGGGUGGACUGCUCAACGAAAUACGAUGAGUCCGUAUGAGCAAGUGCGUUUGUCUAGCAAGCUAUCACAAUUAGUGAAAUGUGUAAGGGGACCAGUUACUAAUCAUGGUUACUAGAAUCUGAUUUGAACAAAUAGUUCUGUUGCUCGUAACUACACAACUCAAUAAAAGUGAAACGUUAAAAAUGUAGAGCGAAUUCUAGUCAUAAUAUUUAAUGUAUGCUGAACAGGAAUGUUCAUUCUCUUCCGUGGAGUAUGGCCUGCGUCAUACAUAUAUUGUGACCUGUCAGUUCUUUCUUUUGUGCAAGUGAAGAACAAGAAUGCAUAUCUCUGAGUCUAUACUGACAAGUAGUUUUAUUAUAGGGAUUUUCAUAGAAUAAACUCAAGUAAAUACACUACAGAGAUGGAAGAACAAGUUCUUUACCAAUGACGACAGUGGCUCAUCUCCAUCGUGAUAAGAUUUAGGAAACUAAAAGUUACCAGAAAACUUCACCUUCUCCAUUCACGUAAUCACAUAGUUGAUGUGAAGAAUACAGCAGGUUUAUGUUCCUUGUCAGGCCAUCUUUGUAAGCAGAUCAAAUGCAUCGCUACUUAAAACAGCAGAAUGGCCAAG